Molecule: messenger RNA, 511 nt
Organism: Amoebophrya sp. A25
Lineage: Eukaryota; Dinophyceae; Syndiniales; Amoebophryaceae
Source: the annotation of a GenBank genome assembly
CACAAAGUGGCUCCGCAACCGCGGUCGCAUACAGCAAGCUUUAGGGGGAAGCGGAGCAGGACGACUUUUCAACGUACUGGUGAAUGAGAUCACGCUGGGCAAGCAGGCUUUGGGGGAAACACUUAAGAACGCAAGUGAAUGCACGCUCUCUGUGUAGCUGUAGUGUUGGAACCAGAAUACUUCUACUUGCUGAUGUAAUUCUAAUUUUUUAGUCAGGAAUGAGUAAUCAGAAAUAGGAAAUCGCAUGUGCUGCAUGAAGUGGUCAAAGUCAACGAUUUCAAUUUUUGUCCGUUCCUGGUCAGCAAUAGGUCAUAAGAAUUGGGAAUCCGACUUGCGGGUGGUAAAAAAACCGAGCGUUAAUAUGAAAGUACAAGUAGUAUUUUUAGUAAUUAUAAGCUGCAGCUCCAAUAAUCUUGCUCAUGAUCUUGUCCAUUGAACUCUUAUACAGAAGCAGUUGACUGGAACUGCAUUGAAGGACUUUAUCGCCAGUCUGCCAGAUAUAGAAGAUGAU